Callorhinchus milii (elephant shark) is the source of this 672-nucleotide messenger RNA. It is a transcript of the gene ndufaf2, whose product is annotated as NADH:ubiquinone oxidoreductase complex assembly factor 2. The record is from RefSeq and is marked provisional. Gene Ontology annotation, cellular component: membrane. Gene Ontology annotation, biological process: mitochondrial respiratory chain complex I assembly. NCBI's taxonomy places the organism in Eukaryota, Metazoa, Chordata, Chondrichthyes, Chimaeriformes, Callorhinchidae.
GUGCUGUUGCUGGGCGGUGCGGGGGGGGGGAGACGCAGGCGAUGGACAGGCUGCGGGCGCUGCUCAGCAGGAGCUUCGGCCUCGUCAAACAGCUGGUGGGAACCGACCACCUGGGCAACAAGUAUUACUGCAUCCCCCGGCAGGAAGGCUGGGCAGGUCAGUCUGUCCGUGAAAAGAGAAUGGUAGAACCUGCCCACUCAGAAGAAGUUGAAUUUGGAAUAGAAAAUAUUCCCACUGAAUGGGAAGCUUGGGUCCGAGGACGGAGAAAGGAACCACCCACUAUGGAGGAAAUUCUGGCCAAUGAAGAAUAUAGAAGAGUGAUAAAAAUGCGUGCCCAGGAAGUAGAGGAGAAGGAGAGACGUGCGCAAGAGAAGGGGUAUGAGGAAGGACUUGUUGCUAAAUCUGUUAAAACUCAAGUCAAAGGGCACGCCUCUGCUACAUACUAUGCAAAGGAUGAACCGUCAUCAGAACCCUCAAGCACAGCAAACACCUUCCAACCUGGGAGCUGGACACCAUCAGAGAGCUCCAGCAAAAAACAAUAAUUGUUUUUGGCUCCUGUUUUAAAGGAGUUUUGUUGUGGGACUAACAGCUUGCAAUCCAAGAAUUUCUGCACACAUAUGCACACACAAGAUGCCUUUGUUGUAAUUGGGAAUAAAGAUUAUUCUGAAAAUU